AUGCUUAUGGCCUUAGGUGCUAGGAAUAAGGCGGUCUUUGUUACUAGUGCUUAUCAUGUUAUUGAUGAGAGUCAUCCGGAUUAUGGAUCUUGGUCAAGAUGCAACAACAUUUUUAAGCAGAGUGAUGGCCCUCGCACAGCUGAGAUAAAGCAACAGAUAUAUACUGAGGUACAAGGUUCUCAGACGGUCAGUGAAUACUAUACGAGACUCAAACAGUUGUGGGAGAAGCUCAAGAAUCAUGGAGAUCCAUAUACAUGUUGUUGUGGCCUUUUAAAUUGUGCGAGUCACAAGUUACUUGCCACGAGGGAAGAGCAAGACCGAGUUCUGAAGUUCCUUAUGGGAUUGAAUGACACUUUCAUGGCUAGUAAAGGACAUAUACUGAUGAUGAAGCCUAAGCCGCUGUUGUCAAAAGUAUUCAAUCUCAUCUCUCAAGAGAAGUGCCAGAGGUCAAUGAAGUCUACGAGCAACUUAACAUUUCAGGCUUCUCCUAUUUCUUCAUCUCCUGAGCCGAUUAUUGCAGCAUACUCAGGUGGCUAUAACAAGCAGAAGAACAUACCUAUUUGCUCUCACUGCGGUCUUUCGGGUCAUAUAGUUAACCGUUGUUACAAAUUGCACGGUUACCCUCAAGGCUACAAGUUUCCCAACUACGGUUCAAGGAAUCAAAAUGGUCCUUCCUCUCAGUCUUCUGGAGGUUAA
Messenger RNA from Brassica napus (rape), 696 nucleotides. RefSeq lists its product as uncharacterized. Lineage: Eukaryota; Viridiplantae; Streptophyta; Magnoliopsida; Brassicales; Brassicaceae. The coding region runs from base 1 to 696 and encodes 231 amino acids. The record is from RefSeq and is a predicted model, not a curated record. The transcript is spliced from 2 exons.